Messenger RNA from Blastocystis hominis, 929 nucleotides. RefSeq lists its product as hypothetical. The coding region runs from base 1 to 861 and encodes 286 amino acids. Gene Ontology annotation, molecular function: GTPase activity; GTP binding; microtubule binding. Gene Ontology annotation, cellular component: cytoplasm; membrane; microtubule. The transcript is spliced from 4 exons. Lineage: Eukaryota; Bigyra; Opalinata; Blastocystidae. The record is from RefSeq and is a predicted model, not a curated record.
AUGGAAUUGACGCUGGUCAACGUGCGACAUCCCGAUUUCAACGGGACGCACAUCGAGAAAGUCCGCGUGGAGGCGACCGCCGCGGUGCAGAAGGUGGCGAUCCCCGCGGGGACAGACGCCGAGUUAUUCGCUGCCAGUGGUGGAGAAUUGGCUGUAAAGGAGGGGAGAGGACUGAAGAGAAGGGACAAACGGAACAAGUUUCACCAGUACCAGCGACGUUUUGUUCAAAUUCAAAAUCGAAUCUUAACCUAUGCACACAACACUUCCAUAAACGAUCCUUCUUCCGAGCCCCACUCGUUCUCGCUCGAAAACGCAUCCGCGCGGAUGCUGGAGGCCAACCAGGCCGCAGGCGAGUACGUCUUUGAGAUCCAGGCGGAGCUUCGCACGCUCCAAUUCCGCACCAAUCAGCAGCAAACCGCGGAAAACUGGGUCAAUUGGGUCACGGCGUGCAGCAACGAAAAACGCUAUCAGGACACGCUGAAGCAGUUGCUGCACACGACGGAGGAGGGAGAGGAGGAUGCGGAGAGCGUGCUGAACGACGCGGCCGCGAUGGAGAAGAAAAUAUCCGCGGAAAUCGUGAAGCGGAUUUUGAAGUCGUAUUUUGACAUCGUUCGGAAGAAGCUGAUCGAUGCGAUUCCGAAGGCGAUUGUUUAUAUGCUCGUGAACAAGGUGAUGGAGCAGAUGACUGCCACGGUGGUCGAGGAAUUGUUUAACGACCAGGCGGUGGUGGAAAUGCUGGCAGAGGACCCGGGAAUCACGAAGAAGCGAGAGGAAACGCAGCAGGCGAUUGUGUAUUUGGAUGAGGCGAUCGAGAAGAUUAACUACAUGCAGGCUUCGGGCGAUUUGGAGAGAGGGGAGUGAGUUCCACGUUGAUUGAACGUGUUUUACCAUGAGACUCAAAAGGAAUUGUUUGCUCGAGAGAUUCUUGC